GUGGCACGGCGUGUUUCCGUCACAAAACUAUCCCAACGCAAAUCACAAACGACUUUCAUAUAUUCCAUACAAUACUAUAUACCUGCAACUAGAUGGAUUGCGGCAAUUCGAGUUCCGAGGAGCAGCGCGAACGCGUCGACAACGCCAUCCUGACCGCCAUGGAGGAUCUGGAUCGGGACUAUCUGCGCAAGCUGCAGAUCGAGAUGCACACCUGUGCGACCGCCUGCUGUGCGGAUGCGGAUGCGAAUGCGGAGGCGGUGGAGCGGUGCGUGGACCGCUGCCAGAUCCGCUUGACCCGAGCCCGCUGCUUCGUGCAGCAGGGCAUAUCCGACUUCGAGAAUCGCCUGGAGAAGUGCAUCCAGCAGUGUCGCCUCCAUGGAUCUGCUUAUGGCUCGGAACGUUGCUCCAGCAACUGCGUGGAUAGUCAUGUGGGAUCGCUGCCCGAGAUGCUCAGGGCUAUGCGGGAUACCCUGGAAAAGGGUGUUUAACACUGGGGACUUUUGCAUUCAUUCGUUGGUUUGAAUCAAGCAAUUUGUGAUAUAUGU
Messenger RNA from Drosophila teissieri, 545 nucleotides. RefSeq names its product protein FAM136A. NCBI's taxonomy places the organism in Eukaryota, Metazoa, Arthropoda, Insecta, Diptera, Drosophilidae. Bases 93 to 488 code for a protein of 131 amino acids. Gene Ontology annotation, cellular component: cytoplasm. The record is from RefSeq and is a predicted model, not a curated record. The transcript has a single exon.